CCCUUUGACAUCGGCGCCCGGUCUUUCGGAGUCGUGCUCCCCGUAUGCUCGCGAGUCUCCUCUCCUUCUUGUCUGUGAUCGCUCGCAAAUUUACUCCUGAAAGCAUCAUGUCGGCCCAGAGGGAACGCACUUUCAUCGCCGUCAAGCCCGAUGGUGUCCAGCGCGGCCUCGUCGGUGAAAUUAUCAAGAGAUUCGAGGCCAAAGGCUUCAAGUUGGCCGGAAUGAAGUUCAUGAAGGCCUCAGAGGAGCUCUUGAAACAGCAUUACAUUGACCUUGCUGACAAGCCAUUCUAUCCUGGACUUUGCAAGUACAUGGCAUCUGGACCUCUGGUUGCCAUGUGCUGGGAGGGCACUGGUGUGGUUAAGACUGCCCGUGUAAUGAUGGGUGAAACCCGGCCAGCAGACUCCAAGCCUGGCACUAUCCGUGGUGACUUCUGUAUUGAAGUUGGCAGGAACAUCAUUCAUGGCUCUGACUCCAUUGAAUCUGCCAACAAGGAGAUUGCCUUGUGGUUCAGGCCCGAAGAACUCACAAGCUGGACCCAGGCUAAUGAUAGUUGGAUCUACGAGUCCAACGAGUAAGGAAUGUGGAUGUGUCAGUCAGGAAGGUUGCUUCUAAUUACCAAUGUUUUAAGGUUUGGUGGUACUGUACAUGUUGACUUUGAUUUCUUAACAUCAACGAAUAUCAGUGUGCCACUUUGACCUUACAUAUUGAAGUUAGGGACUUGCUUCCAUUGCUUGUUAUUAUUUAAUAAACAAAAUUAUUUUUA
Molecule: messenger RNA, 766 nt
Organism: Macrobrachium nipponense
Lineage: Eukaryota; Metazoa; Arthropoda; Malacostraca; Decapoda; Palaemonidae
Gene: awd
Product: nucleoside diphosphate kinase A 2-like
Exons: 3
Coding region: 45-578 (177 amino acids)
Biological process (GO): GTP biosynthetic process; CTP biosynthetic process; UTP biosynthetic process
Molecular function (GO): nucleoside diphosphate kinase activity
Source: RefSeq, a predicted model, not a curated record